UUACGUGUCUCUAUCCAAAUCAAAUUUGCUUCACUUUCCAAUUCUGUUCUAACUUCAUAUAUCUUUCGACUCUCACAUCUAAUAACAGCCUUUAUAUAGUCUUGAUAUCGUUAGCCUCGGUAAUUUUGACAGUCCUGUUAGUCUUAAUAGCUCCUAGUCCAAAAUGACGCAAAAUAUCAAGUCCUCUUGAGAGCCUUCCUCGAUAAAGUCUUGAUAAAAAAGGUUUUCGAUAGUCUCCCAUAAAUGAGUUAGAAAGGAUCGUGAAUUAAUCUGAAUAAUUCUGGUUAGACUUCUCAGGAAAUAAGCGGUAAGCCGGUUGAAAUCGUGAAUCAGCAAUGGCGUCGACUCGUUCCGAGCAGCAAAACGCGUAAUGGGACAGGUAAAAACCUCCUCGGUUUUUAGCGAUAACAUUUAUGUCCGUGGUUGAUUUUUGCGCGACUGGUGCACGUGGUAAGCAAUUGGCCUCGACUUGGCAACAAGCGACGACCUUCUGGCAUAGCGGACGAGCACGCUUCUGCACGAACGUGGACGAAAGACGCGUUUGUCGAGCGAAAUGUCCACGGAAGAGGGGAGAAGGGGGACAUCGCCAACCGGAAAUGCAGCUCGUCCGAGCAAAAGAAGAAAGUGUCGGGAGGAAAAGAUUGCGACAGUGUCUGCGGAUCGAUUCGCGACGCGACACCUGUCUCGCACCCUGACCAAGUAAGUGCGUUUCUUUCCUCGCGAGUAAACGUUUAGGGGAUUUGAAUCCUGUCUUGUCAUCCGGUUAGUGGGAACGAGUUUAAUAACGCGUUCACGCGGUUUAGGUAAGUUUAGGUCGAAUCCUUCUUGUUAGGGAAACUGCAUUUUUACCAUAAAUCAGAUCAAUGUAAAUCGAUCAUGAGGCACUCAGUAACUGUAGAGCAUUAUCGACGUACACAAUAACAAAGGGAUUACAAUGCUGACGUUUGAUUACCUGUUGCAUCACACCUGUUGCUAUACUUGAACCACGUGACCGGUGGCCAUGAAGAGAUUUUCUCGAUUGUCCUGGUGCAGGUGGUGUAUCGAUCGUACGGUCAGUCGAUGUCUACCGAAAGCAACUAAACAAUACACCACAAUAAUUCGAUACUUCGAUGUACACGUGCGCAUGAAAUCAUAGGGGUGACGCACCGCGUUCAUAAACAUAACGUGUUUUCGUAUCUGCGAGCAGGUGUUAGGAUGUCGUGGCUUCCGUUAAACCUUGAAUGAGAAUCGGUAGUUGAAACUUUCAUAAUUUCAAAGUCGGGCGUUACAAAAAAAUGUCCAAAUUUUAUAUUCGUGAAUUUAAAAAUCCCUCGGUCAAAAGUUCGGGCGUUCAGGUUAUCUCCGAAGCCCUAAAACGGUGAAUGAGAACCCAGAGUACCCACAGGACGGAUAAAGGGAAGCGGGCAGGGGAUAGAUAUCCAAUCUUUGCCCGUCGGUAUCUAGUUUUCUAGUUCAAAGUUAGGGUUACUUAUCGGCGCAUGCAGGCAACGCAGAAUUUACAAGCGAUAUCGCCUUCGUGAGCGACAGUUAUUCCCGUUCCUUUUUUCCAGGCUGUCACAUAUGCUGGUAUAGCUGUCGGUCCAACUGUUGGCCACUUGUCAAGAUACCGCGAACGAUUUUCAAAGCACACACCCGGAAGAGGGUUCCAACGGGGUCUCGGAGCGUGGUCGCAGAAAGAUGCACGACUCUCCCGAGAGGAAUCUCCCGAUCUCAUUGUUCGUGAGCAGCAGGCCAGAAAGCGGUGCUUCCGGUUUCAAGUUGGCUCGUACACGACGGACAGGCCUGGUUGCAUCCCGACCAACGUUCAGACACGUUCCUGAACCGAUGAAACUGGAGAAGCUCGGCCAAAAGGGAUCAAAAGAAACAGGUACAGGAACAUUCGGAAGAGUCGUGCUAUGCAGGCAUCAAGGUACGCCAAUGGCCCUAAAGAUUCUUUCGAUGGUGGACGUGAUCAGGCUGAAACAAGUGGAACACGUGCGAAAUGAGAUCACCGUCCUGAAAGAAGUCAAGCAUCCCUUUAUUGUAAACAUGCUCUGGAGUGGAAGGGACGAGGCCAGGGUGUACAUGUUGCUGGAAUUCGUUGCGGGUGGAGAGCUCUUCUCCUAUUUAAGAGCAGCUGGCCGAUUUUCCGGGCCCACCAGCUGCUUCUACGCGGCCGAAAUUGUCUGCGCCUUAGAAUACCUCCACAGCAAGCACAUCGUCUACAGAGACCUGAAGCCUGAGAACCUUUUGUUAGACAGCCAGGGCCACCUGAAAAUCACCGACUUUGGUUUCUCCAAGAAACUCACCGACAGAACAUGGACUCUGUGCGGAACACCCGAGUAUUUGGCACCAGAAAUAAUUCAGAGCAAAGGACACAAUAAAGCCGUUGACUGGUGGGCAUUGGGCGUACUGAUCUACGAAAUGUUGGCCGGUUUUCCGCCAUUUUUCGACGACAAUCCUUUUGGCAUCUACGAGAAGAUACUGAGUGGAAGGAUCGAGUGGCCAAAACACAUGGAUCCGAUCGCCAAGGAUCUAAUUAAGAAGCUGCUGGUCGCCGACAGAACCAAGAGGCUGGGGAACAUGAGGCAGGGGGCUGAGGAUGUCAAGAGACACCGUUGGUUCAAAUUAGUCGAGUGGACAAUGGUACCUCAAAGAGCUCUAAAUCCACCGAUACAACCACGAGUGAAGGCACCAGGUGACCCGAGUUGUUUCGACGAUUACCCCGAAACGGACUGGCGUUCUCAACCCCCUCUGCCACCGGAACAACUGGCCCUGUUUCAAGAUUUUUAAAAGGAAGACAUGGUUCAACGAUCGUGUCCAGAUUCUCGCCGACGUAAACUCGUUUUGAGAAACUUACGUAUCCAGAUUAGGAUAACAAACGAUCGUUGAGAGGUUGGUUUCAACAACCACCAGUGUACAGAAACGUGCUUUGAACAUCGCCUACUUCUUCCUCUCUUUCUCUCAUUUUGUACAUAGCUGUCUUUUUGUAUUUUGUUGCUCGUUUAUUUAUUAAUACCGAUUGCGUAGAAUAGUAUUUGUUCGUUGUUUUACUGUAAAUAGUUAAGCGAAAGCGAAGGAUAGAAGGAUUUCAUCGGAUGACGAUUGUGAUGAAAUGUUUGUAUGUUCCUUCUCACGUACAAGUGAUAAAACGUUGAUAGAGACUAUUAUAAUUUUAUAAGAAGAAAGCAGAA
Megachile rotundata (alfalfa leafcutting bee) is the source of this 3173-nucleotide messenger RNA. It is a transcript of the gene Pka-C3, whose product is annotated as Protein kinase, cAMP-dependent, catalytic subunit 3. Gene Ontology annotation, biological process: protein phosphorylation. Gene Ontology annotation, molecular function: ATP binding; cAMP-dependent protein kinase activity. Gene Ontology annotation, cellular component: cAMP-dependent protein kinase complex; cytosol. NCBI's taxonomy places the organism in Eukaryota, Metazoa, Arthropoda, Insecta, Hymenoptera, Megachilidae. The record is from RefSeq and is a predicted model, not a curated record.